This is a messenger RNA of Cololabis saira (Pacific saury), 6815 nucleotides long. It is a transcript of the gene nup98, whose product is annotated as nucleoporin 98 and 96 precursor. Lineage: Eukaryota; Metazoa; Chordata; Actinopteri; Beloniformes; Belonidae. The coding region runs from base 181 to 5712 and encodes 1843 amino acids. Gene Ontology annotation, molecular function: structural constituent of nuclear pore. The transcript has 35 exons. Gene Ontology annotation, biological process: post-transcriptional tethering of RNA polymerase II gene DNA at nuclear periphery; RNA export from nucleus; protein import into nucleus. The record is from RefSeq and is a predicted model, not a curated record. Gene Ontology annotation, cellular component: nuclear pore cytoplasmic filaments; nuclear pore.
GUGACGCCGCAGAGCCGUUUUCCCUCCUCGCUGAAGAGCUGCGCAGCUGAAAACGCUCUACACGGAGACGUUCUCGGACACGUGUGGUUCCGCUUCUGCAGGAGUACCGGCGACGACACCGAGCGACCCGCAGCGCCCCGUUCUUUACGGAGACGUAUGAGGUGCUGUUAGCGGGAAAACAUGUUCAACAACUCGUUUGGCACUCCGUUUGGUGGAGGUGCGGGGUUCGGUGCCUCGUCCACCUUUGGUCAACAAAACGCUGGCUUUGGGACAGCAGGGGGCUUUGGGACUUCUACAUUUGGGGCGACCACCAACACAGGAGGACUGUUUGGCUCCACGCAGAAUAAACCCGGUCUUGGAACUUCAGCUCUGUCCUCUCGGAUCCCCCCAGGUGGACUGUUUGGGGCCAGCACAUUCAGCCAACCAGCCACUUCUUCAACUAGCACCGGCUUCGGCUUCGGGCCCGCCAGUGGUACUUCCACCAGCCUCUUUGGCAGCACUGGAACAGGCACCAGCGGUGGGCUCUUCUCCCAACAGAACAAUGCCUUUGGGGCCAACAAACCCACCUCUUUUGGAAGCUUUGGGACGAGCACAGCCAGCGGCGGGCUCUUUGGGUCGACCAACACCACAUCCAACCCUUUCGGUGGCUCAAACUCGCUGUUUGGAGGCUCUGGCUUCUCAGCAAAUCAGCAACCAGGAACCACCGUGAAGUUCAACCCUCCAACCGGAAGUGACACAAUGGUGAAAGCGGGCGUGACCACUAGCAUCAACACCAAACACCAGUGCAUCACUGCCAUGAAGGAGUACGAGAACAAAUCACUGGAGGAGUUGAGGCUGGAGGACUAUCAGGCAGGCAGGAAGGGCCCAACCAACCCCAUUGCCGCAGCUACGGGUGGACUGUUCGGUGGGGCCACAGCCACGUCCAGUGCCACGACCGGCCUGUUCGGUGCCUCGGCUGCCAACACCAGCUUCUCCUUCGGCCAAAAUAAGAACACAUUUGGACCAGCAGCUGCAGGUGGCUUUGGUGCAACCACAGGUGGUCUGUUUGGCCCACCAAACCAGCCUGCUGCCAGCCUCUUCAAACCUUUCAAUCAGACCACCACAGCUCAGAGCACUGGCUUCUCCUUUGGCAACACCAACACAAUGGGCCAGGCGAACACCAGCAGCAUGGGGUUGUUUGGAAGCACAGGCCCCACCCAGUCAGCCGGGCUGUUCGGGGCGGCCCAAACCAGCACAGCCACAGGUUUUGGGGCGUCUACUGGGUUGUUUGGCCAGCCCAACACAGGAUUUGGAAACGUUGGAACACAGCCAAGUCUAUUUGGCAACAAAGCUACCGGGUUUGGCACCACCACCACCAGCGCCUCGUCCUUUGGCACGGGCACCGGACUCUUUGGUACCAAGCCUGCUCUCACUCUGGGAACUGGAACCAACACGUCCACCUUUGGCUUUGGUGCAAACCCUGCAGGAGCGAGUCUUUUUGGGAGCAAGGCCACCACUGGAGGACUAGGGACUGGACUGGGAACCACUUUUGGAACUGUUGGGGCUGGUCCCACUUUGUUUGGAAGCAACCAGAACAAAUUGGGCAACACGUUGAGUACGAUGGGAACGUUCGGAACAACUGGAUUCAACACUGGAGCAAGCACGCUGGGCUUCGGAACAGCGCAGCAGCCUGUUGCACUCACAGAUCCUAAUGCCAACGCUGCCCAGCAGGCCUUGCUUCAGCAGCAGCUCAGCGUCCUGGCGUACUCACCGUAUGGAGACUCGCCGCUUUUCCGAAACCCGCUGUCAGACCCCAAGAAAAAGGAGGAGCGUCUGAAACCGACCAAUCCGACGGCCCAGAAGGCUCUGACCACACCCACCCACUACAAGCUGACCCCCCGCCCAGCAACCAGAGUUCGACCCAAAGCCCUCACAUCUUCAGGAGCCUCCAAGUCGCAGCUGUUUGAUGGUCUGGAUGAUGACGAGCCUUCACUCACCAAUGGAGCCUUUGUACCCAGGAAAAGCAUCAAGAAGCUGAUGUUGAAGAACCUGAACAGUAGCCAGUACAGCAGUCCGCUGAGCAAAGACAGUGAUGAGCUCGGCUCACCUGCAGAGUUCCGGCAGAAUGGACACAGCCACACAAUGGAGGAGGAUGAACUUCGUGAGGUUCCAGGUCGAAGCAACCGGAUGGACGACGAUCCAGAAGUCUCUCAGUUCUAUGUGAAUCCCAUCGCCAAGCCAAUCCCACAGGGGCGCGCUCAGAUCAGCCUGCAGGACACAAUCAGUGACCUGAACAUGCACAAACCGUCUAGGAACGGGCAGGAGGUGAGCAGCGAUGACAUCUCUGCAUCACUGGGGGAGGAUUCUCUGCAGGAGGACAGAGACGAGGAGGAGCCGCAGCAUGAGUUUCCUGAGUCUCCUCAUCCUGCAGGGAUUAUUCUGAACCGUGUGGGUUAUUACACCAUCCCCUCGCUGGAAGACCUGGCUGAGAUGACGGAUGAAAACGCAGCCUGUGUUGUAGAAAACUUCACCAUCGGCAGGAAAGGUUAUGGCUCCAUCUUCUUCCCGGGUGAGGUGAAUGUUACCGGCCUGAACCUGGACGAGAUUGUCCACUUCAGACGCAAAGAGGUCAUCGUGUAUCCGGAUGAUAAAAACAAGCCGCAGGAGGGGGAGGGACUUAACAGGCGGGCUGAGGUGACUUUGGAUGGUGUUUGGCCCAACGACAAGACGUCCUGCACUCAGAUCAGGAGCCCUGAGCGUCUGACCGACAUGAACUACGAGGGCCGUUUGGAAAAGGCCUCACGCAAACAGGGAGCCCGUUUCCUGGAGUACCGACCCGAGACCGGAUCCUGGGUGUUUGAGGUGGUGCACUUCUCCAAAUACGGGCUCCAGGACUCUGAUGAGGAUGAAGAUGUCCCGCUUAAAACCGACCCCAAGAAACUGAAGACCAUGAUGUCACUUCCUGGCUCCAAGCUGCAGCAGCUGCUUCCUCCUUCCCAGCAGCAGGUGGCGCCGCAGGCUCAGUCCGUUGCUGAUCUCAUGAGCGGUGUCGCAGAGUUGGACAGCGACAUGGCUGACAUCACACAGAGCAUCCCGACAGAGAGCAUGCUGGGAGGCGAAGACGACGGUGACCUGUCGCCUGGGGAGGUGGACGCAACUGUAGCAAAACUCGGCAGUUCGGUGUCGGACCACAACGGCGACUUGACGUGCACCACCAUCACCUCGUCUCUGGGGAUCAACCCACACACUCUCCAGAUCAUGAAGGCAUCCUUGUUUGCUGAAGAUGACGAUGAGGGUGACAUGUUCCAUGAUCAGGGAGCGAUGAAGAUCUCUGACGUCUCGUCUCCUCGCCUCAUCAUCCCUGGAGCUCAGGGCCGACCCUCCAUCGGUGGACUUCUUCAGACUCGUUUCACAUCCGGCCUGCUUGCUCAGCUCCCAGAGUCGCCCCGCCCUCUUCUUCCUUCGUCCUGGGCGUCUCCAGCUGCAGCUGAGACCUCACGAUCAUCACAGUGGAAGGGCCCAGGCCCCUCCUCUUUCAUGCUACCUUCCAAAGCUCCUGAGCCUUCGAUCAGGACGGUCGGUGUCCGGCGGUUGGCAGGUCCCGUACCCCUCAAAGAGUCGGUCACUCGGGGGAAGGGAGGCUUGUUAAUGGACACAGGGCUGUUCACCACCCGCUCCUUCCGGGUGGGCUGGGGCCCCGGCUGGACGCUAGCUCACUGUGGCAUCCAUCUGAGCUCGCCUACGUCCGCACAGCUCCACCAGCAAGAGCUCAGUUCCAAGACCGACUUCAGCUUCCUGCCAAAACCUUCCAGGACUAAACCACUGACAGAAAGCCCCUACAAGGUUGUGCUCGAGCAGCUGGUGGGUCUGGAGCCUCCACAGCUGAAGACCAGCGAGGACGAAGAUGAGGAGGAGCAGAGCCAGGCUGUGCUGCAGCGCCCCCUGGAGAUCCACCUGAAGCACAGCAGCGUGGGCAUUCCCGAUGGAUCCGCAUGUCCUCUGGUGCAACCGUUGGCCGGCGUGGCGGCGCUGCACGAGUACGCCGAGUGGAUCACCGAUCUGAACGACCAGCAGCGUGAUGCAGAACCCCUCCUGGAUAACUGGGCUGAGGUGUGGACUCUGUGCGAGGCCUUGUGGGGCCACUUGGGCCCCUCGGAUCAGGAGCCGGAUGCAGAAAUGUCAGAGUACAAACAGCAGCUGCAGAGGAGGCAGAGCUUCUCUGCCUGGCUGUCCCACGGCGCCACCAGCAGAGUGGAGGAGGAGGUUGCACUGGCGGGGAAGGGUUGCCACACAGACGCCAUCUUCAGCUACCUGACAGGAAACCGCAUCAGCGAGGCGUGCCGAGUCGCACAGAAGGAAGGAGAUCACCGCCUGUCGCUGCUGCUGGCUCAGGCUCUGGGCUCUCAGGACUGCCGGGACCUGUUGGCCCUUCAGCUCGCCGACUGGAACCGCAUGCAGACCGACUGCUACCUGACCGAGGAGCGACUUCGCAUCUUCACGCUGCUCGCUGGAAAACCUGUUUGGCAUUCAUCUGACUCGGUGGUGAACGUGUGUUCGGAGCUCGACUGGAAACGUUGCGUGGCCCUCCACCUCUGGUUCAUGUUGCCUCCAACUGCGUCCGUGGCCGACGCCCUCACUAAAUAUGAAGCCGCCUUUCAGGGCUCAGUUGAGGGAGGAAAGUACUGCUGCGCCCCACUGCCUCCCUACCUGCAGGAGGAGGAGCCAGAAGAUGAGGAAGAGGAGUCGAAACGGCCGCUAUUUGACUUGUGCUUUCAUCUGCUGAAACUCUACAGUGACAGACACUACAGCCUGCAGCAGCUGCUGGACCCGCUGACGGUCACCUGGCAGCGCCUGGAUUACCGGCUGAGCUGGCACCUGUGGGGCGUCCUGCAGGCGCUGAACUACAGCCACCUGAGCGCGUCGCGGCAGGGACUCCUCCACGCCAGCUAUGCCGCUCAGCUGGAGAGCGCCGGCCUCUGGCACAUGGCCGUGUUCAUCCUGCUGCACAUCCCCAACCACGCUCAGCGCGAGCGGGCCAUCAGGGAGGUGCUGACCUUGCACUGCCCCCUGCACGACACAGACCAGUCCGUGCAGCGUGAGCGUUUCCUGACCGAGAGGCUGCUGAUCCCAGAGACGUGGAUCCAUGAGGCCAAGGCCACCCGAGCCCAUCGCCACGGUGACAGACACCAGCAGGCCCUGCACCUGUACCGGGCCGGACACUGGAGCCAGUGCCACCGGCUGCUGAUCCGCCAUCUGGCCUCAGACUGCAUCAUCAACGACAACCACGAUUACCUUCUGGAGUUCCUGGAGGGUCUGGCGGUUCCUGAACACAGCGCCACCAUCCAGGACUGGGACACCGCUGGGAGGGUUUACCUGGACUACAUCAGGGUCAUAAAGACCCUGCAGGACAUCCAGCAGAUAGAGAGUGCUGGUUACGAGCUGGAGCGUCUCUACACUGACGUGACGUCGCUCUGCAGCAGAAUCGAGCUCCUGCCCUGCAGCACUGCCAGAGACCGCCUCGCCCAGUCAGAGAUGGCGAAGCGCGUGGCCAACAUCCUGCGCGUGGUCCUGAGCCUUCAGCAGGGUGACACAGCGGCAUCAGACUCCCUCAGCAUCCCGCUCGCCCAGCUGGCGCCGCACAUCAGCCGCCUGCCGAUGCCGGAGGACUACACACUGGAAGAGCUGCGAGGGCUCACUCAGUCGUACCUGCGGCAGCUUAUCGUUAGCCAAUGACAGCACAGUGGGAGGUGCCGUUACAACUGUGGGGACAGUAGUGUUCUGGAAAAACUGAAAACUUUGCUCUGCUUCCCAGAAUUGAUCCCAUCCAGUCAAAUGUUACCUACCUGAAAGUCAAACAUCCCUACCUGGACGUCAAAAGCAAAAUUUUAACACGUAAAACUAUUUAAAUGUUUGAUCUUAGCUCAUCCGUGUCAGUUCUCUGCUGAUCUGGUGUGUUUUGGCCCCGCGAGCAGACUGGUCUUUAGUUUAACUUGUUAAGCUAAACACUUUUGACGCUGGGAUGAUGUAGCGUGAGUAGCAGGUGUUUCGCGGCGGUCUGCAGGGGAGCUUUUCCGUCUUGAUCGCAGUCAUCCUGUUGGCUCGCGUGCAAACUGAACGAGGUUUCCAGAUGUUUUAAACUUCAGAAUCAGGAUUCAUGUGGAUUUUGCAGGAAAUUCAGGAGCAGAAAAUGAAACCAGCUCAGAAUUUCUUUCAAAAUAUUUCCAGCGUAAAUGACUUUCUGAUGAAACAAUCGGAACUUGAAUUAUUGGGUUUCUACGCAGAAGAACGUCGCAGGUCCGCGCUGACGCCUGGUUUUCUUUAAGUAUUCCGUUUAUGAGAAUAAAGACUGUCUGAGACACUGCAGACACCAAGUGGCUUUUUUGGGGGACAACCCAGAAAGAUUCAACAUUUAGAGUGUAAAAGCCCCCUUAUUUUUGUACAUUUUUGGUGUUUCUGUUUUGGGUCUGAAUGUAAAUCAAAGGUGUUUGUGGGAACGCGUUUCUUUGUUGGCACUUGUUCGACUUUUCCAAAACAAGGUGUUAAACAGGGAUUCAUGUCUCGAAUAUUCAGGGAACUUGAUGUCUGUUUUAAUCUCAACGAGAUGGAUGCGAAGUCUUUUCAAACUAAACAUUCCCUUCUGGAAUGUUGGUCGUCGUUUUUAGUUGCAGAUUAAUUCGAUAAAUUCAAUUUCUUUAUUUCUGAAUACAGAUCUGUGUGUGUGUGUGUGUGUGUGUGUGUGUGUGUGUGCGUGUGUGUGUGUGUGUGUGCGCGCUCGUGUGUGCAUGUUUUCAUUGUGGUUUUGUUUAUAUUUUUUAAUAAAGUCAAUUAGAAAUAAA